Molecule: messenger RNA, 1807 nt
Organism: Betta splendens (Siamese fighting fish)
Lineage: Eukaryota; Metazoa; Chordata; Actinopteri; Anabantiformes; Osphronemidae
Gene: sirt5
Product: sirtuin 5
Exons: 9
Coding region: 196-1110 (304 amino acids)
Molecular function (GO): NAD+ binding; protein-malonyllysine demalonylase activity; protein-succinyllysine desuccinylase activity
Source: RefSeq, a predicted model, not a curated record
UUCUGACGUCAGAGCACAGCAGUCGAGGCGCAUUUACGACACCUCGCUAUGUUUACGGCAUCUCGCGUUGCUUGCUGGCUGCGGUAGAAGCCAAACAAACAAACUCGCCCAAACUUCAUGCCUCGAGUGUGGAAACACCGUUAAGCAGCAGAACGUCCACUUUUAAGCCCACCUCCACUUUCCAGGGAUCACAGGAUGCUUCUCCAAAAUCGAGCUGUUCUUGCAUUUGGUCUUCGCAUGUACUCCACCCAUGUGACCAAUGGAUCUGCGAUGAGCAACUCAAGACCCAGCACAGACAUGUCUGAAUUCCGCCAGGUCUUUUCCAAAGCCAGACACAUAGCAAUCAUCACAGGGGCGGGUGUGAGUGCAGAGAGCGGAGUACCCACCUUCAGGGGGGAAAAUGAGAAGUGGAGGAAGUGGCUGUCUCAGGACCUGGCCACUCCCGAGGCCUUCUCCCGCACUCCCUCCCGGGUCUGGGAGUUCUAUCACUACCGCAGGGAGCUGGUGAUGAGCAAGAAUCCCAGCGCUGCCCAUCUGGCUAUAGCAGAGUGCGAGGCGCGGUUGAAGAAGCAGGGACGGUCUGUGGUCGUCAUCACCCAGUGCAUAGACGAUCUUCACCGACAGGCUGGGUCCAAAAAUGUGCUCAAGAUACAUGGCAGUCUACUGGAGACACGCUGUAUGAGUUGUGGACAUGUGGCAGUGAACAAGCGAAGCCCUAUAUGCGCUGCCCUGAAGGACAAAGGUGCACCUGGCCCAGAUGUUCCUGAUGCCCAGAUUCCUGUGGAUAAACUUCCAAGGUGUGAGGAAACUGACUGCCACGGCCUGCUGAGGCCCAAUGUGGUGUUUUUCGGAGAAACUCUGGACUCUCAUAUCUUGACCAAGGUCGAAAAGGAGAUGGAAAUCUGUGACCUCUGCCUGGUGGUGGGCACAUCCUCCAUUGUUUACCCAGCAGCCAUGUUUGGCCCCCGGGUUGCAGCCAGAGGCGUCCCAGUAGCAGAGUUCAACACACAAGUAUCACCCAAAACCGAGUACUUCACGUACCAUUUCCAGGGUCCAUGUGGAGAUACGCUGCCUCCAGCGCUGGCGCAACAUGAGUCAGAGGUUGUGUAGCGACUUUACAGAGUAUACAGUCGAAUGCAGACCACAACCAGCACAUUCGUGGUUCAUUCAUUCCUUGCAGUGACAUCCCUUUGGCUGUAAGUGCAGAGUUGAGCGUAAUUUAGCGAAAUGACUCUUAGUACUUGAAUAUAAAACACUCUAAACUGGAAAUGAGAUGCUUUACCUAUUGCGUAGGAAAACUGAGCUUUCAUAAGGCGUUAUUCUUUGCAUAUUAGAUGCUGGUGAUGGACUGCUAAGAUUCUCUGCAUUAACAUUUGGUGCUAGUGGUGUACCCGUAUUUCUUUCCAUGUUCUAACAGAUGUACAGACCAUAACACACUCCUGUGCCUUCAAACCUGUUUACACAGCCUCGACCAAAUGCUUGCUUUAAACCUCAAGUGCAAAUCAGCCAGUGUUACGGAGAUUAAGGUCACAGAGUUUGCUGUCGACCAAGGAAAGAGCGAGUGGAAAUAAUCAUUCCUAGCUUGAUUCAGCAUUAUUAUGUUGAGUAAAGUCAAGUCAUGGAUCAUUCAUGUUACAUUUACACAGUUCCUCGUAUGUUCGUUAAAACUGUCUGACUGUAUAUGCAAAUUGUUUGGAAUUGAAAACAGUUGUAUUGUGUUAAAUAAUAUGAUCUGCUAUUUCUUAACUUCUUGCCCGCAGGCAUCGCACACAAUAUUCCUGUCUAAUUAAUAAACACACAAUGUAUA